UACAAUUAAUUAUUUCAUAUUUGACAAUAUUUGUUCAUCUCAAAAUCAAAUAUUUAUUUUUAUUAAUUUAAAUAUUUUUUUUUUGUGAGUAGUGUGUACAGGCGAUGAAUAUGGAUCACAGAUAAUUAAAAUAUAGUGUACAAACAUAUAUUAUAUUGCCGAUUCGAACUAUAGAUACUUCCUACUUAGACACUGUGAAGUGACAAAGUUUUUUCCAUCAUGGUGGCUAGAGGAGGCAAAACUAGAUUUAUUGGAUUCAUUUGCAUGGUUUUGGUUUUAUCAGCCGUACUAUACGUGUUUCAUGAAACUCAAGUGGAAUUAGAUGGUGCCCGUCAUUCGUCUUCAUCGUGCACGCAUCAGCUAGAAUCUAUAUCAUCUCAAUUACAAGUUAUUGUUGAACAUAAACUCAAAUUGGAGAGGUCAUUAGAAGAAGAAAAACACGAACAUCUAAAAACCAAGGAGGACCUUAAUGCAGUGAUUCAAGACGAGAAACAGUUGCGUGAUAAACAAAAUGUCGACUCUAUGAAUCGAUAUAAUGAGUUAGAACGAAAUCAUGAAGUAUUACAGGAAGAAGAAAAAAAUUUAAGAGAGGAAUUGGAAAAAUUGAAAUUACAAUAUUUUGAAGAAGAAAAGAAAAAUAAACAACUUACUCAAGAAUUGAAUGAUGCACAAAACGAAAUACAAAAUUUAAAAAAUGAAAAAGUGAAAUUAGAAAGUGGAAAAGAAAACUUAGAAAAUGACCAAAUUAAUAACUUACAAAAAUCAAAUGAAUUUUCAAACAUAAAAUUUAUUCAGAAAUCAAUUGAUGUUAUGAAUGUUACAAAAUUAAAAAGUGGUUCUGUAACUCCUGCCAUUAAUCCACAAGCAAUUGAUGGGGCUACUGCUAAGAGUUCAACACCAAUGAUAAGUUCAAAAGUGAUUAAUACAAACAAAUCAUUACCUAUUGAAAACGAUGAAACCAAUCCAAUUAAUCAACCUAUUGUUUUAGACAUCAGUUCUGAUAAAGUACCUAAUAAUGUUUUGGUCUUACUAAAUGAAACUAGUUCAACUCAAGAAUCUCAAGUUGGUGGAAAUGAAUCCAUGAAAGCUAUGCCUGCUCCACCCCAAGAAGAGACUGUUAAAAAAGAUCCAUUAAAUAAGUAUAGUAAUGAAGAGGAAAAAUUAUCAAAACAAAAAAAUAAUUCCUAUAAAUAUGAGUAUGAACAAGAACAUAACAAAGAAGAUGAAGACGAUGAAGAUUUAAAUGAUUUUGAUACUAGAGAAGAUGCACGUCAAAAUUCGAAUAAUUAAUUUUAUUUUUAUUUAUAAUUUAAAGUAGGUACCUUUAUAAUAGUGAUGGGCAACUUAAAAUUACAUUGAAAAAAAGUAAAAUUUACAAUGGACAUUAACUUUUUAUUUUUACAAUGUUUUAAUACUAAAAAACUUAAUAAAAUACAAAUAAACUGUAAAAUGUUAUAAAAUAAUUUGAAAAUGUAUCACGAGCCAGGAAAAAAGUUAUUACUGUCCGCCAGUUGCUCAUCCUUUCUUUAUAAAAAACUUAAAUAUUAAAAUUAAAAUACUUAUUAAGAAUUAAUUGUAUUUUGCUUUUUUAUUUAAAAGGAUAAUCUAUGAUCUUUUUUUUAUAAAAGCUAAUUUAAUAAGCAGUUUAUAAGAUAUUGUUUAUUCAAUUUUUUUUAUUAUUAAAUGAAAAAAAGAAUGUAUCAUUGUGUCAUAAAUUAUUCAACCAGCUCAAAUUAUCAAACAUUUUGGUUGUAAUCCCUAAAAUAAUAGUAUUAAUUUAUAUAAGUGGUUUGUACUUUGUUCUAUGAUCUUUUAAAAUAGUUUUAUACUUUCAUAUAUUUUUUUUUAUUUGAUGUAAAUAAAUACAACAUUAUAAAAUAUAGUAAAUAGAGAAUGUCAAUGUAUUAUAUUAUUUAUAUUAAAUGUUAAUCUAACUAUUACAAAAUGUUUGUAUUAGUAUUCAAAUAUUAAUCAUAUUAUACUUCAGAUUCUAAGCAGUUCAUUAUAAAGAAAACAAUUGGUUUUUCAAUAAUAUUGUUUCAUAUUUUUAAUUUGUAUUUCUUUUAUUUACUUUUUGGAGUAGUAAAAGUGUUUUAUAAAUUAAUAUAAAUAUUUUAUUGAAGUUCAAUGCUCUUAUACGAUUAAUAAAUUAACACUUGAGUAAAUAUAAUAUUUUAUAAUAUAUUAUUAUUAAUUAUUGAUUUAACCUAACAUUAUAUUUUACCGAUAGUGGCAUAAUAUUAUUUGUAUAAGAACAUAUUAGUAAUAUGGUACCAUUUAUAGUUUUACAAUAUUAAUGCACUGUUUUUUCUCUCUUUGGUCCACAUGCAGUAUUAGGUAAAAUACAUUCAAGCAAAAUAAUUUUUUUUAUGGUUUGAGCAAUCUAAAAGUAAAAUUAUUUUCUACAAAAUGUACAGGGUUAUUAAAUUAAUUCAUGACAAUAUUCAAACAAAUCAAUGUCAUACCCUUUUAAAUUUUAAAUGUUACCCUGAGAUUACUUAAAAACAUAAACAAUAAUUUUGCAUGAAUUGUCUAUACUACAUGUGGGCUAAAAAAAAAAACAAACAGUGUCUUCUUCUUAACAACACUAUAUGUGCACAGAAUUUAUGCAUCUUAAAUGUAUUAUAUCUAUUGCUAGUAUUGCACCUAUUCUGUGGUAAUUGUAAUAAAUAAUAAUAUACAAAUCGUUAUAGCAUCCAAAAUAUUUAAACAAAUUUAAUAUUUAAUAAUAGUUAGUUGUGUUUUUAUGUGUUGUAAACUUAUAACAUUAUGUAAUAAGUUUGGCUGUUUGCUAAUUAAUAAAUUUAUAUUAAUUAAUUAUUA
Messenger RNA from Aphis gossypii (cotton aphid), 2823 nucleotides. RefSeq names its product Golgi integral membrane protein 4-like. The transcript is spliced from 11 exons. The record is from RefSeq and is a predicted model, not a curated record. Gene Ontology annotation, cellular component: Golgi membrane; Golgi apparatus. Bases 220 to 1290 code for a protein of 356 amino acids. Lineage: Eukaryota; Metazoa; Arthropoda; Insecta; Hemiptera; Aphididae.